UAUGAAAUAGAGAUUGUAAUGGGGAUUAUGCUUGGAAAUUAAUCAAUUGUUAUCUCUUUACUUUCAAUUCUCUCUCCACCCUCUCUGCACUUAUUCUUCCUUCUGCAUAUUCUUUUUUUCUUCUUCUUUCUCUUGCAAUUCUGUUUGCUAUUCCCUUUUCUCUGCUUUUGUUCAGAGCCCUCAUCCAUGGCAACUCAAAACCCUACCACCAUGGAAGCUGGAACAGACAAGGUGGAAGCUCAGAGGGUGGAGUUGAACCGCAUAAUUGAUACACGAUUUCAAGCUAUUCAGGAGCACUUAAGGGUUGAGCUGUCCAGUUUCAAAGACGAGGUGAUGGAGGCUCUUGAUCCCCGCAGAUCCGCUCCUAUGGUGGAUCAAACCCCAGGGUUAUCUUCAAUCCAUGGACAAGACGUUCAAAUUCCAAGCGAGGAGGAGCAUGUGAAGAUCGCUGGAGAUUCCGAUGGAGUAAAGACGGCCCCAAAAGUUGAGGUUGAAAUCAAUCAAGUGCCUGCUGAUACAAGUGAUGAAGACGAGAUUCCUGAGAGCGACUUCUUUGAUAGCUUUUGUCAAGGAAACCAUUACCAAUACGAUACUGCUCCUGCAUCUGUGACAAUAUGCAACAUAUGCCAUCUUGAUAUUGAAGCUGGUCAAGGCUGGCAAUGUGAGGUUUGCCCAGAAUAUGAUGUCUGUAUUGCUUGUUAUCAGAAGGACGGUGGAGUUGAUCAUCCUCAUAAGUUGACUAAUCAUCCAUCCAUCGCUGCACAAAAUAAAAAAGCUCGGCUGCGCCUGCUACGUGCUUUACAGCUUAGGAAAGUGCUUGAACUUCUGGUGCAUGCUUCACGAUGCCGUACUCCUAAAUGCCUGUAUCCUAAUUGUCGCAAGGUUAAAGGGCUUUUCCGACAUGGGAUCCAGUGCAAAAGAGGAGCUUCUGGGGGUUGUCUUCUCCGUAAGAAGAUGUGGUAUCUUCUUCAGCUUCAUGCCCGGGCAUGUCAAGAAUCUGUUGGAUGUCAUGUUCCACGGUGCAGGGAUUUGAAAGAACAUCUAAGGCGGCUACAACAACAGGCUGAAUUACGGCGCCUAAUGGAGAUGAUGCGACAGAAUGCUGCAUGAUGAAGUUGUACAUAUGCAUGCCACUGUGUUCUCAGUACAUGGUAAGCUCUGGUAAUGGAGAAAACUGGCAUGGGUGUGAAGGCUGUAGCCUGUAGGUAGGGGGCAUAAGAAUUUGCAUGUGCUUGAAUUUUGCUUCAUUUGUUUGUGUUUCUCUUGAUUUGCCCUCUUUAGUGGACAAUUGUGUCAUAAAGAGUCACCUUAUGAUAGACCUUCUUCACAUAUGUAGAAGUGAUCAAAUCAGUUAAAGAAACUGCCUUCCUACCACUUAAA
Messenger RNA from Ipomoea nil (Japanese morning glory), 1380 nucleotides. RefSeq names its product histone acetyltransferase HAC1-like. Gene Ontology annotation, molecular function: zinc ion binding; transcription coactivator activity; histone acetyltransferase activity. Lineage: Eukaryota; Viridiplantae; Streptophyta; Magnoliopsida; Solanales; Convolvulaceae. Gene Ontology annotation, biological process: positive regulation of transcription by RNA polymerase II. The record is from RefSeq and is a predicted model, not a curated record. The transcript is spliced from 4 exons. Gene Ontology annotation, cellular component: histone acetyltransferase complex; transcription regulator complex. The coding region runs from base 187 to 1110 and encodes 307 amino acids.